CGGCAACGAUGAAGGACAUAACAACGACAUCAGAACGAUAAGGAGACGACGACGACGAAGCGUCGACGAUGGCGGUAACGAAAGAGGGACGUCCUUCGCGGCCGCCGGGCCAUUUGUCUCGCUUCAAGGAGUGAUGGUAGCGUCGCUGCUGUUGCGCCUGCCACUUUCCAGUUGCUCGCAUCCACGCUACUCCCGCUUCAGCUGCACGAUUCCUGUCUCAGGUCCAUCGCUUCUCACCCCUGGGAGAGUUGGUGAGCGGAUCAGAGCCUUGGUUGUGCAAUUUGGCGACAUGGGUCUUCACGCCGGCGUUGAUGUGCCCAGGCGUGGGCUAUUCAUUGAUGGCGAGUGGGUGGACCCUGUCCUCGGCAAGCGCAUCCCGAUCGUAAACCCUACCACGGAAGAGACCGUGGGGGAUAUUCCGGCUGCGACGUCGGAAGAUGUCGAUGCAGCAGUUAAGGCGGCGAAGGAAGCUUUUUAUCGCAACAAGGGGAAGGAUUGGGCUAAAGCUGGUGGGAAACACCGGGCUACAUUCCUUCGAGCGAUUGCCAAAAGGGUGGCUGAGAGGAAGUCAGAGCUUGCAAAGCUUGAGUCCAUCGAUUGUGGCAAGCCCAUCGAUGAAGCUGAAUGGGAUAUGGAUGAUGUUUCAGGUUGUUUUGAAUACUAUGCAGACCUGGCGGAGAAAUUAGACGAGAGACAGUAUGCCCCUCUCGAACUCCCCAUGGAACAGUUCAAGUGCAACAUCUUGCGAGAGGCCAUAGGAGUUGUUGGUCUCAUCACUCCCUGGAAUUACCCUAUGCUUAUGGCUACAUGGAAAGUUGCUGCCGCGCUUGCAGCUGGGUGUACUGCAAUAUUGAAACCAUCCGAGCUUGCCUCUGUCACCUGCUUGGAGUUAGCAGGUAUAGCGAAGGAUGUUGGACUUCCACGAGGUGUCUUGAAUGUGGUCACUGGAUAUGGACAUGAGGCUGGAGCACCCUUGGCCUCACAUUCAGGUGUAGAUAAGAUAGCCUUCACUGGAAGUACGGCCACUGGCAGGUCAGUCAUGAGCGCGGCAUCACAGCUCAUCAAGCCGGUUACUUUGGAAUUGGGUGGAAAGAGCCCCAUCAUAGUUUUUGAUGAUGCUGAUGUUGAAAAAGCUGUUGAAUGGGCUAUGUUUGGAGCGUUCUGGACAAACGGCCAGAUCUGCAGUGCAACGUCACGACUGUUACUGCAGGAGGGUAUUGCAGAUGAAUUUCUAAAGAAGCUAGGCAUUUGGGCUUCAAGCAUCAAGGUGUCUGAUCCUUUGGAAAAAGACUGCCGAUUGGGACCACUUGUUAGUGAGGGUCAGUAUGAAAAGGUGCAGAAAUUUGUGAAAGUGGCUCUGGAUGAGGGAGCCACUCUUGUCUGUGGUGGCAAGCGACCAGAUCAUUUGACCACAGGAUACUUUCUAGCACCUACCGUUCUUUCAAAUGUCAAACCUCACAUGCAAAUCUGGACGGAUGAGGUGUUUGGACCAGUCUUGGCUGUGUCCACUUUUAAAACGGAAGAGGAAGCUCUCGCAUUGGCAAAUGACACCCAGUAUGGGCUAGCCGGUGCUGUCAUUUCUAAGGAUGACGACAGAUGCAAGCGUGUUUCAGAGGCCUUGGAAGUAGGUAUCGUAUGGAUAAAUUGUUCGCAACCCUGUUUCUGUCAAGCUCCUUGGGGUGGCAACAAGCGUAGUGGUUUUGGCCGUGAGUUGGGAGAAUGGGGUCUGGAGAACUAUUUAUCCGUGAAGCAAUUGACGCGGUAUAUCUCGACUGAUGACUGGGGCUGGUAUCCCAAGCCUUCCAAGUUGUAAGAGCAGUAUAUUUACAGACAUACAUAUGUUAAAAGGUUCCGUGGCUAUAAACUCUUUGAAGAAUUCAGUGAUCAUAGUCAGGAAUCAGUGUUAAAUCACUUGUAGUGAGUAUCGUGGGUUUAUGUAUCCUGUGAAAAGCUAAGCCUUAAGCUUUUUCAGUGUACUCCAUACGUUUUGGCUUGAAGCUAAAAUCAACUAUUGGACUCUCGAUUAUGUAAUGCAUUGGCUGGUGUGACUUAAAUUUGCACUCAAUAAUCAUCCAAAAAUAACUUCGACAGAAA
This is a messenger RNA of Physcomitrium patens, 2094 nucleotides long. RefSeq names its product aminoaldehyde dehydrogenase 2, peroxisomal. Lineage: Eukaryota; Viridiplantae; Streptophyta; Bryopsida; Funariales; Funariaceae. Gene Ontology annotation, molecular function: oxidoreductase activity, acting on the aldehyde or oxo group of donors, NAD or NADP as acceptor. The record is from RefSeq and is a predicted model, not a curated record.